AUGCCAAAGGCCUUAACAGAAAAUGAUAUUGACUAUGAAAACAAAGAUGGGAUCCCAGUGCUCGACGGCCACGAGCCCGAGGCCGGGCGGCUCCUGGGCCGGGCGGUGCACGAGCGCGUCUUCCUUCCACCCGGGGUGCGGCGGGAGCCGGUGCGCGCGGGCCGGGUGCGCGCCACGCUCUUCCUGCCGCCAGUCUCCAUUUAUAGAUUCUCUCUCUUUCCUCAUCAGGUGAAAGGCCCUGGCGUUGGGCUUCUUGGCUUCUCCAAAGGAGGUGACCUGUGUCUCUCAAUGGCCUCUUUCUUGAAGGGCAUCACAGCCACUGUAGUUAUCAAUUCCUGUGUGGCCAAUUCAAUAGCUCCUCUGCAUUACAAGGAUAUGAUUAUUCCUGAUCUCGGCAGUGACCUAAGGAAACAUACAAUCACUGAGUCAGGUCUUUUAGAUUUCAUGGAUAUUUGGAACAAUCCACUGGAGGAACCCAACCGCCAAAGUCUUAUUCCUUUGGAAAAGGCCCAGGGGCCCUUCCUGUUUAUUGUUAGCAUGGAUGACCAUAGCUGGAGGAGUGACUUCUAUGCUCAUAUAGCCUCUGAACGGUUACAAGCCCAUGGGAAAGACAGACCCCAAAUAAUCUACUAUCCAGAAACUGGUCAUUGUAUUGACCCACCUUAUUUUCCUCCUUCUAGAGCCUCUAUGCAUGCAGUAUUGGGCCUACCAGUAUUCUAUGGAGGUGAUCCAAAGGCUCACUCAAGGGCACAGGUAGAUGCCUGGCAACAAAUUCAAACUUUCUUCCAUAAGCAUCUCAAUGGUAAAAAGUCUGUCAAGCCCAGCAAAAUGUAACAUUAAUCAUAGAUGAAAUACUAUGAAUAAAAAUCCUAUUCAUACAA
Hipposideros armiger (great roundleaf bat) is the source of this 881-nucleotide messenger RNA. Its product is annotated as putative acyl-coenzyme A thioesterase 6. Bases 1 to 834 code for a protein of 277 amino acids. The transcript has 3 exons. Gene Ontology annotation, molecular function: fatty acyl-CoA hydrolase activity. The record is from RefSeq and is a predicted model, not a curated record. Gene Ontology annotation, biological process: acyl-CoA metabolic process; fatty acid metabolic process. NCBI's taxonomy places the organism in Eukaryota, Metazoa, Chordata, Mammalia, Chiroptera, Hipposideridae.